AAUAAUUGCAAAAAUAGAAAUGGUUCGUCUCCUUCCUCUUCUUCUCCGAACAUCAACAUUAACAUUGCCACAAAAACCGGUCCAAAAUCCAAAUUGUCCGAAACCCAUUCUCUUUUCUCCUCCUUCUUCAUCAUACUUCGUUACAGUUUCACAAUAACAAUGGUCGUUGAAGCUCAUCAGCUAUUUCUCCCAAAACCCCCUUUCUUUUCACCUUCUUUCCCUUCUCCACCCCCUCACUUUUCUUCUUUCCUCUUUGACCCUUCUUCUCUCUCUUUAGCUCUCUUCCAUUCUGAUUCCUCUAUCUCUCUCUAUCCUUCUUUUUCCCCGUUCUUUCUCUCCUCCUUUCCUCCUCCUCAAACCACCAUCCCUCCGCCCGUCUCCGCCGCUGCUUUCCUCCUCCUCCGGAACCCUAACCCUACUACCCUCUUUCUUAUCUCUUCUCCUAUCUCCGGCGGCUCUUCCAUUCUCCUGCGCUUUUACAUCCUCAACGCCUCCCGGAAAAGUUUUUCUCCGGCGAAAGUUGUGUGCAAUCACAGUGAUAUGAAGUUUGACGAGAGUAAAUUUGGGGUUGUUUUUAGGGUUUCUCAUGGGGUUUCGCUGAAAUUGGUUGGGGAUGUGAAUGUGUUUGCUCUAUACUCUAUUUUGAAUGGUAAAAUUUGGAUUUUUGCUGUGAAGCACCGAAGGGAUGAUGAGGUGAAGCUAAUGAAGUGUGCUGUGAUUGAUUGUUCAUUGCCGGUGUUUUCGAUUAGUCUUUCGUUUGGGUUCCUGAUUUUGGGGGAAAAUAAUGGGGUUAGGGUUUUACCCUUGAGGCCAUUGGUCAAAGGAAGAGUUAUUAAGAAAGAGAAGAAGAGUUUGAAUGGUGGGUUAGAAAAAGAUAAGAUGGAGAUAAGAAAGGUGUCUUUACGAAAUGGGAUGAUUAAUGGAAUUAAUGCUGAGAUUUGUUCUGCUGAUGGUAACAAAUUCACUACGGAAUUGAAGUUCCCUUCCAAUGGUGUAUUGGAGGAAAGGAUCGAAAACCGCACUGGAUCAGCAAAGUUAAGGUCUGUGAGACUUAGACAAGAUUCCAGAGAAUGGAUUGCAAGCUUUGUGGCAUUCAAGAGCAAGGAUGAUAAUUUCGAGUCGAUCAAGGUGCCGGCUAAGUCAGCAAAAGCAAUUGGCAUUCAGGCCUUGUCUUCAACCAAGUAUCUGAUCUUGGACUCUGAAGGAAAUCUUCACCUCUUGUUCCUGGCAACUUCUGUCCAGGGAUCAGAGACUCCUUAUUACAUGAAACAGUUGACUCACAACAUGAAAGUUCGAAAGCUCGUUGUUUUUCCGGAUUCUUCUACAAGAUCACAGACUGUUUGGAUGUCAGAUGCACUCCAUACUGUUCACAUGAUGGUGGUGACGGACAUGGAUACUUCUGUCAAUCAAACUGACAGCAAAGACCCUGCAGAGAAGCUUGUACAUACUUCAGUUGUGCAAGCGAUAUUUUCCAGUGAAAAGGUCCAAGAAAUUGCAGCUUUGGCUGCGAAUACAGUAUUGCUUCUUGGACAAGGUAGUUAGCGUGCUUGAAUAAAGAGUAGUUCAAACUCAAAGCUAAACUAACAUGCUUGAGGUCAUCCAUUACAAGGAAGUAUGUUUGCAUAUGCAAUUUCCUAGAGAUGCUGAGUGGUUCUUUUUGGCUAUUCACGUUUCACAUUUGGAUAGAAAAGUAAUGCCAAUCGGGUGGUUUUUCUGGAGUUCUCUUGUGGGAGGAUUUUGAGCUGCAGUUGUCAAUAUCUAUCAAAUGGUUCAUAUCAAGUGAAGAAGACUGAGCUCUUGAAAGAAGCUAUUGGAGGAUCUGACUAUUGGCUGUUGGGCGAGGUCAACUCUUUCAGCAAUUGAUGCCUGCGUGCUGCACGACUUCCAUGACUGCAAAGAUAGUGCAUUGUAACCACUGAAGCUGCAUGUAUGAUGAUGUAAGUGUUACAUGUGUUCCUGGUCAUUGCUACUGGAAUCCUCAACAUUGAUGGGGUAUGAGAUCAAGCAUCCAUGUUGAGACGUGUGGUAAGAGGGCUUCUGCCAUUGUAUUGGUCUAAUAUCGGCUUGUUUUUGGAAGUUUAGCUUCUUUCUGUAAUAAGCUUGUCAGAAUUAUGUAUGUCGGAGAUGGGGUUAUGGUUAUACUGAUACCUGGAUACUUAAGCUGUCAUACUACAUCGUUAUUCAUUGACCACAUAUUAUGGAAUAAGAAGUCUUUAGCCUAUUCAUGAUUGUAGUCGAGAAUCAUCUCGAGGAUGUUAAUUAGCAGGGUAACAAUUUCCUUCGACCUUCUAUCUCUUUAUUGCUAUUA
Molecule: messenger RNA, 2308 nt
Organism: Nicotiana attenuata
Lineage: Eukaryota; Viridiplantae; Streptophyta; Magnoliopsida; Solanales; Solanaceae
Exons: 9
Coding region: 160-1542 (460 amino acids)
Source: RefSeq, a predicted model, not a curated record